Messenger RNA from Guillardia theta CCMP2712, 837 nucleotides. RefSeq lists its product as hypothetical. NCBI's taxonomy places the organism in Eukaryota, Cryptophyceae, Pyrenomonadales, Geminigeraceae. The transcript has 11 exons. Bases 1 to 837 code for a protein of 278 amino acids. The record is from RefSeq and is a predicted model, not a curated record.
AUGCAAGGCUCCAUGUCGGAAAAUUCGCCCUCGAGCGCACUGAAAGCAGCACAGAGGCUUGCAACGAGAGCAACAGAGGCAGCGACGGAGUUUCAGAGGCUCCGGCAGAGCACCGAAGACGCUGAGAAGCUCUUCUCCAUCAAGGAAGCAACAUGGCGAGGGAGGCUGCAGGCGCUGGAGGAGCAGCGGGAACAGGCGCAAUGCCAGAUGCGGGAGCUGAAGCAGGAGAUGGAGUUCAGGCUGAGGGCGAGCGUGGAGAAGCAUGAGGAGGUCGUCUAUCGGAUCAACAUGGAGAGGAGCAGGCUGGAGUCAGAGUUGCAGUCCGCGGCCUCCGAGGCUGAGAGGAUGAAAGCUGACCUGGAGGAGAAGGACCUUCAGAUCAGGGCGAUGGGGAGGACCCUCCAGGACGCAGCAAGGGAAGCGAGGCUCUCUGCUCAGAACAUCGAGCUGCUCCAGGCGAGCAAGCGGGAGCACGCCAAGGAGAAGCAGGACUGGGCGCAGGAGAGGGCGAGGCUGAUGGCGGAGAUUAAGAGCAAGGAGAUCUCUGCCAAGGAGGCGCAGGCGGACAUGCAGAAAGAGAUGGAACAUCUGCAGUCGCAGCUGCACCAGAAGAGCGUCAAGGUGUCCGAGCAGCACAACAUCAUCGAAGAGUACAGGAAGGCGGAGUCGUCGUGGAUGGUCGAGAAAGCUACCCUGCAGCAGACGGAAGUCUCCCUCCGAAACCGUCUGGCUGAGGUGGAGCGCCGGUAUGGCCUGCAGCUCCAAGCGCAGGCGAAGAGUGUCGAGCAAGCGAGGGACGCGCUGAGUGCAACGGAGACGUCGCUGAAUGCCAAGUAA